Molecule: messenger RNA, 8158 nt
Organism: Phasianus colchicus (ring-necked pheasant)
Lineage: Eukaryota; Metazoa; Chordata; Aves; Galliformes; Phasianidae
Gene: ATP10A
Product: ATPase phospholipid transporting 10A (putative)
Biological process (GO): phospholipid translocation
Cellular component (GO): plasma membrane
Molecular function (GO): ATPase-coupled intramembrane lipid carrier activity; ATP binding; magnesium ion binding
Source: RefSeq, a predicted model, not a curated record
GAAAACAAACAAACAAAAAAACCAACAACAACAAACAAAUGUGUACAGUUCAAGAAGAGAAACAACAAUUGGAAUGGCUCUGGGCUCAAAAUUCAAAGAUACUGGGCAUUGGAGGCAGAACUGUGGUUAACAGCUGGAGAAAUCAGAGAUCAGAUACCCAGCAAAAUGAAACAAGGUUUGGCUGGUGAGAUGGAGGAUGGCCAGAACCAUCCAUGAAUGAAGAGAUCAGCACAGAAAGGAGACACUGAUGCAUGGCAGGGAUGGCUGAGUCAAAGCACAGAGUAAUCCCAAGACCUUCCCCAUAUUUAGUGCUGGAAUUCAAAAAAACCCAGAAGUAGCAAAGGGUGCAUAUUUUAGUUUGGGGUAUCCAGUAAAUCUAAGCCUUCAGCAUUCAGCUCCUCAGGCUUUUCCAGUCAGAUUCCAUGUUCCUAGAAGGCAAUACUGUUUACAGACUAUGCGUUAUCUGGACCGAUUUUAAGUCAACCUCUGUCUGCCUCCUUUCCUCCAAAAGACUCCACAAAAAGGAGAUGCAGAUGUGUUCUAACUAACAACUUGACCUUCUGCAACUGAAAAGUUAGUCAGACUUGCACACGUAUGUGUUGCACAGUUGAAGGCUGAAUCUGUAACCUGCCUCGUAUUUGUGGCCUCACAUAGUUGAAUUAUGUGGACAGAAAGAGUUCAGAUAUGAGUUCAAAUACAAACACUUCACAGAAUUGCAGAAUCACAGGGGUUGGAAAGGACCUCUGAAGACCAUCUGGUCCAACCCCCAGUUAUGCCUUCCUUAUGACCAGUGUUUUACUUAGAAAGGGAAAGGAGAGGCUGAAUUCUUGGCAGUGUCUCUACUGGCAACGCCUUGGCUAGCAAAGCCUGGCAGACACUGGAUUUCAUAGGUAUUUAAAGAUGGCUCUUUUGUUUUUAUUAAUCGCAGAUUAAUUUCCAGGACUUUGGAUUUCUCAUGUGACAGAGAGGCUGUUGUAGCCAAUGGAAAAAAUGUUGACUGCCUGGUGAUAUUUCAGUUUGCUCAUAUUAAUAAAAAAGCAUUUUACUAGCAUCAAAGAAAGAUAAUAAGAGCUUUUCAGCUCUUGACCAGUGAAGAAUAGCAUACUUUCUUUUUUUGUUGUUUUGUUUUUUUAAUGGUGAAGCUUUUCAAGGACGACCCUUGACUCUGGUGUGCUCAAAUGAAAUGGCUUUAAGCCAUCCUGAAAUUAAGGUUUUAGCAAACAAACACAGAAGUCUUCAGAGGCUUCCACCACAGUGCUUGUUAUCUUUCUGCUGUUGUAUCAAUGUGAAAUUCAGCUAUGUGAGCUGAGGAUUACAUAAGAACUUUCAGCUUCUGAUUAGUAUCUUAAUGCUGAGUUUCUUUCCUGUCGUUCCUUUAUUUGUGGAAGAACAGUUAAUGUGAACCUCGAGUAAAAGGUGACUACUCCAACAAAGCCACGUUGCUUCUCACAGCACAAAUGUGCCAUCCAUCAGCAUCAGCGCCUGCAGCAUCCCACUGCUCAGACAUGCUGUGAAUAGCCUGACUGAAGAACAUCCAGGGAAAUGAUGAAGCCACAGCUUCAUCCUGUGUUUGAACUCCUGGUGCCCAGGAGUGAAGCAGAGCUCUUAGGGAUAUCAGCCCAGAUAUCUUCAAGCAGCCCGCAGGUGAGUGAAGCUUGGUUUCUGGGUCCAUUGCAGAGGGAUACUGUGCCCUCCUUCAUCACCCCAUGUCAGCAUUUCCAAAGCAUGGUACAAGGAUUUCUACUCAAUCCAGCUCACCCAUGAAGUUAAUUCUGCAUCUAUGCAAGUCAGGAGCUGGUUAAUCAAGGCUCAAAAAAACAACACUGGAAACUAAAACUGGAAGGUUUUUGGUCUUCUUUUCGCAGUGCAGGAUGACAAUUUUAUACACUCCCCUUAGAAGGCUUGAGAGAGGCAGGGCAUUUAUCCCAUUUCCCCUUGACAAAACCCAACCCACUGGUGCUUCCACGUUCCAUAAACUGGGAAAUCCAUGAAACCCCUGCAGCAACACCGGAGCUGACAGCAAGGUUGGCCAACUACUCUGCUUUAGCGGCUUCAUUCAAAACUAAUGCGUGCUGAAUUAGCACCCAGCUAGUGCCUCGGGGCCUAGAAGGGGUUCAUAAUCACCUACACGCAUCUCAAAGUAACGACAAGCAUACAGCGAAUCAGAGGGAAAAAGAACGACAGCCCGAGGGCCGCCUCAGCCCGCGGCGCCCGGAGGUGCCGUAGUGGCCGCCAGCCGGGCUCGGGGCGGCGCCGCGUGCGGCUGCGGGGAGCGGAUCGGGGCCGCGAUAAAUGCCGGCGCAGCCGUGUGAGCGCUUCAGCGGUAGUAGUUCUGUUUUCUCCUUCGGAACCCAAACCUCCUCCUCCUCCGCCACCGCCACCUCAGUACGUGUAAUGGAAAGUCAGAGGCGAUAGAGAACGUGGCAUCCGCCGCCUCGCAUCCACGGGUGGCAGCGGGCGAGCCGCCUUCCCGGGCAAACGACGGCAUCGGCGAAGCGUGCGGGCGGGAGGCCGCUCUCGCUCUAAGCUCCCCGCCGGCGGGGCCGCCCCGGUCCUCCCCCCGCUCUCCCCCCACCCGGUGCCGCUCCCCGUCCUCAUCCCGCCAACGGGCGGACGGAAGCGCGUGGCGGCGGCCGCGCCAUGCUGUACGGGCCGGCGGCCGCGUCCCCCCGCGCCCUGGGCCGGCUCCGCGGCGUGCCGCUAACGGGACGGGGCGAGGCCCGAGGGAGGAGGGCUCGGCUCGCCGCCUGCCCACGUCCCCUCCCCGGCCGAGGAGGAGGAGGAGAAAGCGAGCGGGGGCCAAGCCGAUCAGUUAGGAGAGGGUUUGAAAGAGCCCUCCUCCCUCCCCCCCGGAGGGGAAAAGGAAAGCGAGAGCCGUGGCGAGCGGCCGAGGAUGAUAACUUAGGGCGGGAGGGCGGGCGGCCGUGCCUCGGGUGGGAGCUGCCCGCGCUGCCCCGUCCCGGGCGAGAGCGGCUCCGAGGGAGGCAGAGAUGUCCGGGGGCGCGGCGGGGAGCGAGGGAGAGCCCCAGGUGCGGCCCGAGGGGAAGGAGAGGCAGAGGAAGAGGAGGAGGAGGAGGAAGAAGAAGGAGAGCAAGACGCGGCUGGUGCGCUCCAGCCUGCUGCCACCUGAGGCCGAGGCGGAGAAAUCCAAGCGGCCCGCCCUGGCCAGCAACCGCCUGAAGACCACCAAGUACACGGCCCUCUCCUUCCUGCCCAAGAACCUCUUCGAGCAGUUCCACCGCCUGGCCAAUGUCUACUUCGUCUUCAUCGCGCUGCUCAACUUCGUGCCGGCCGUCAACGCCUUCCAGCCCGAGCUGGCUCUGGCCCCCGUGCUCUUCAUCCUGGCGGUCACGGCCAUCAAGGACCUGUGGGAAGACUACAGCCGCUACCGCUCCGACCAGGAGAUCAACCACAUGGAGUGCCUGGUGUACUGCAGGAAUGAGAAGAAAUAUAUAAGCAGAUACUGGAAAGAAGUGAAAAUUGGAGACUUUGUUCAGCUUCGCUGUAAUGAAAUCAUACCUGCUGACAUCUUGCUGCUCUCUUCAAGUGAUCCUGAUGGGCUAUGCCAUAUAGAAACAGCUAACCUGGAUGGUGAAACUAACUUAAAACAAAGACAGGUGGUGAGGAGGUUUUUAGAGCUGGACUCAGAAUUUGACCCCUUGAAGUUCACCAGUGUCAUUGAAUGUGAGAAUCCUAACAACGACUUAAGUAGGUUUCGAGGUUCCAUUGUACAUAAAAGUGGAAAAAAGGAUGGACUGUUCAAAGAAAAUCUUUUGUUACGUGGAUGUACUAUUAGAAAUACAGAAGAAGUUGUAGGAAUUGUAAUCUAUGCAGGGCAUGAGACCAAAGCUUUGUUAAAUAAUAAUGGACCUCGUUAUAAACGCAGUAAGCUUGAAAGACAGAUGAAUGCUGAUGUCCUUUGGUGUAUCCUUAUACUUCUCAUCAUGUGUCUGUUUUCUGCCAUUGGUCACGGGCUGUGGGUAUGGCAAUACGGUGAGAAGAAGAAACCAGUUUUUGAUGUUCCAGGACCUGAUGGCAAAUAUUUGUCUCCUGUUCUAGCUUCAGUGUAUUUAUUUCUGACAGCAAUCAUAGUUUUUCAGGUUAUGAUUCCAAUUUCUUUGUAUGUUUCCAUUGAAAUAGUUAAAAUCUGCCAAGUGUACUUUAUUCAUCAAGAUAAAGAUUUAUAUGAUGAAGAAACAGACUCUCAGCUGCAGUGCCGAGCUUUAAAUAUCACAGAAGACUUAGGUCAGGUGCAGUUUAUCUUUUCAGACAAGACUGGGACGCUUACUGAAAAUAAGAUGGUUUUCCGAAGAUGCACAGUUUCUGGAAUAGAGUAUUCCCACGAUGAUAAUGCCAAACGCUUAGCGAUGUACCAAGAACCUGAUUCUGAGGAAGAGGAAGCAGCUCCAAAAGGAGGAACUUUAUCACAGCGUGACAGUAUCUGCAGCCACCAGAGCAUCAAAGUAAUUCACAGAAGCCAGAGCACCAAAACCCACCGCCGCACAGGAAGCAGAGCUGAAGCAAAAAGAGCAAGCAUACUGUCGAAGCAUACUGCGUUCAGUAGCCCAAUGGAGAAGGACAUCACACCAGAUCCUAGCUUGUUAGAAAAGGUGAAUGAAUGUGCAAAGCAUCUGGAGAUCAUGAGGGGCCACGAACAGCCAUUAUCACAUCUGAGUCCAGAACUGUGUGAUAUUUUUGACUUCUUCAUUGCUUUGACUAUCUGUAAUACUGUUGUGGUUACUGCUCCAAAUCAGCCCCGACAGAAGGUUAGAGACCGAUUUGAACUAAAAUCUCCUGUAAAAACCAUAGAAGACUUCAUCCGAAGACUCACUCCAAGUCGCUUGACCUCUGGAUCUAACAGCAGCAGUUCAUCCAGCCUAGCUACAAACAAAUCAAUGCAUAGAUUUGGUUUAAGUAUACUUUCAUCAACAUCUACUGAGAGCACUUUAUUAAAACUGGAAGAGAAGCUGGCAUACUCUGCACAGAUGAAUAACAAUGGCUACAGCUCCCAGCAAGGCAGGAUGGCUGUCGGGAGCGGGCCUGAGGAAGGAGAGCUCCGUUAUGAAGCAGAGAGUCCAGACGAAGCUGCUCUCGUCUAUGCAGCAAGGGCAUAUAACUGUUCUCUGGUUGGAAGGCUGUCUGACCAGGUAUCAGUGGAGCUACCUCACCUGGGAACAUUAAACUUUGAAGUAUUACAUACAUUGGGCUUUGAUUCCAUCAGGAAGAGGAUGUCAGUAGUGGUCAGACAUCCUCUCACGGAUGAAAUAAAUGUUUACACUAAAGGAGCAGAUUCAGUUAUUAUGGAUCUCCUUCUGCCUUGUUCUUCAGGUGACCCUCGGGGCAAACAUCAAAAGAAAAUCCAAACCAAAACCCAGAAUUACCUUAAUCUGUAUGCUGUAGAUGGGCUGCGAACCCUCUGUAUUGCAAAACGAGUUCUGAGCAAAGAGGAGUAUGCUUGUUGGUUAAAAAGUCAUCUGGAAGCAGAAUCUUCUAUUGAGAAUCGUGAAGAACUUCUGUUUCAGUCAGCACUGCAGAUAGAGAAGAAUUUGCAUCUGCUAGGUGCCACUGGUAUUGAAGACCGUUUACAGGAUGGUGUUCCAGAAACCAUUGCAAGCUUGCGCAAAGCUGGGUUGCAGAUUUGGGUUCUUACUGGAGACAAGCAAGAAACUGCUGUUAAUAUUGCAUAUGCCUGCAAGCUACUAGAUCAUGAUGAGGAAAUCAUCACUUUGAAUGCUGAAUCACCAGAGACAUGUGCUAUCUUGCUGGAGCAGUGUCUGCAAUGCAUAGAAUCUAAAUUUUCAAACAACACAAUAGACGAAGCUACUGGAAACAUGACUGUUGGGUUCACCCCUCUCUAUCCACCCUCUUCCCCUGUGCUUUCCAGCUUGGGCCUAGUGAUUGAUGGAAGGACUCUAGCUUAUGCCCUGGAACCUACAUUAGAAGAUAAAUUUCUUGCACUAGCCAAACGGUGCCGUUCAGUUCUGUGUUGUCGCUCUACUCCACUCCAAAAGAGCAUGGUAGUGAAACUGGUCAGAGAUAAACUCAAAGCAAUGACCUUGGCAAUAGGUGAUGGUGCUAAUGAUGUCAGUAUGAUCCAAGUUGCAGAUGUUGGUGUGGGGAUCUCCGGUCAAGAAGGCAUGCAGGCGGUGAUGGCAAGCGACUUUGCAAUCCCGAGGUUCCGACAUUUAGAGAAGCUCUUGCUUGUUCAUGGUCACUGGUGUUAUUCCCGACUUGCCAACAUGGUGCUGUAUUUCUUUUACAAAAAUGCAAUGUUUGUGGCCCUUCUUUUCUGGUACCAGUUCUACUGUGGGUUCUCCGGCUCAUCCAUGGUUGACCAGUGGUAUCUCAUCUUCUUUAAUUUGCUUUUCUCUUCUCUUCCACAACUGAUUACUGGUGUGCUGGAUAAGGAUGUGCCAGCUGAAGUGUUACUAUCUGUACCUCAGCUUUAUAAAAGCGGACAGAAUAUGGAGGAGUAUCAGCCACACAUGUUUUGGAUGAACAUGAUUGAUGCUAUGUAUCAAAGCCUUGUUUGCUUCUUCAUCCCUUAUUUUACUUACUAUGAUUCGGAGGUGGAUAUUUUCUCCUGGGGAACUCCCAUCACCACAACAGCGCUUUUCACCAUCAUACUACAUUUGGCUAUUGAAACCAAAACUUGGACAUUCCUCCACUGGUCAUCUUGCAUCUUCAGUAUCCUUUUAUUUUUCUUUGUGGCUCUGGUUUACAAUGCUUCCUGCCCAGUAUGCCAUCCUCCAUCCAAUCCCUACUGGACUAUGGAAAGGCUGAUGGGAGACCCGAUAUUCUACUUCACUUGCAUUAUAUCACCAGUAGUUGCAUUGCUGCCCAGAUUUCUGUGCAGAACCCUUCAGGGAACACUAUUCCCAACGCAGCUUCAGCUUGGACGCCAGUUGAGUAAACUAUCUCCAGAGAUUCGCACCCAGCUUCUGACCAAGUUGAAUGUCAAAAAAGGACCAAUACAUCAGACACAAUCCUUUGCAAACAGCUUCUCACCAAACCUUGUCUCAAAUGCCAGUGACGGUUUUAAGCCUUACAACCAAAACACACCUUCACCAGCAUCUCCAACAAAUGAGUCACUUUUCCAAGAGCACAAAAAGGCAGAACGUGCAACAGAUCUGAAUGUGUCUGCAUCUCCUCAGAGUGCUCUGUUUUAUGAAGAAAGCAGUCUCCCCUCAUCAGCACAUAGCCAGGAAAGGUCUGUGGGAUUUCGUGAAAUUACUCACAGCACUUCAGAGAUGGAGUUGUCUCCCAUGGGAGCAACUUUCCCAUGGAGCUCAGCAGUCGACCAAACAGACUUCAGUUUGUUGAAGUGGAUCACAUCAACUCCACUGUUCAGCCGCUUUGGAACUGUUUUACAGGUGUCAUCAAGUAGUUUACAAAAUGAAACACAAGACGGUAUGUGUGUGCUUGGCUCUUCCUUGCAGGAGGACUUCAAAGACUUAAAAGAACAGAGCUCAAAUAACUUCCAGGAUAAAAUGAAAGGGACCCCAGCUGACCAUUGGAAAAGUGACAAUUCUGAGUCCACCUUUUUAUGACAUGGGCCUCAAAUAUAUUUAUAUAUUUUCUAUUUGCACACAUUUAUAGUAAGAUUACUCUAUUUGUUUCCAAAAAUGAAACAGAAAAUCAAAGGUACAGAGUGAUUAUUUAAGAAUGUUUAAAUACAAUAUAUUGAAAUAAGAGCUUUAAAUAUAAAAAGAAACACUUGAAUGUUCCUUUUAUAUGAUUUUUUAUUUUUUCAUCUCAUUUUGUAAGGAAAUGCCGUCUCUUUAUUUUUCAGAUGCUUCUCUUUUAUUCUGACACAUACUGUAAAAAUAAAGGACCCAUCUAACAUAUCCAAAAGGAUUCGAUUCAGCACCAAUCAUUGAUACCAUUAUAGGCCAUUCAGUAAUCAAAGAUGCAAAACCAUGAUAACAGCACACUGCAUUCCAUCCGUUGUCUGCUCGCCGCGGGGUUUUGUCAUAGGGGCAAAACAUUUGGCAAGACUGUGGAAUUAUGGCACACGUCUCUGUAAAUGUUAACAGUAUCUUACCACCGCAUGAAUAAUACUGGUAUUUUAUAAGUGACACCAUAUUUUGAUAUUGCAGCCGUAGCAUUUUUAUGUGUCAUGAUAAAACAAUAAAUAAACGACUAUCCAUAUUGUAAA